Molecule: messenger RNA, 4185 nt
Organism: Aedes albopictus (Asian tiger mosquito)
Lineage: Eukaryota; Metazoa; Arthropoda; Insecta; Diptera; Culicidae
Product: carbohydrate sulfotransferase 11
Exons: 5
Coding region: 1459-2814 (451 amino acids)
Biological process (GO): carbohydrate biosynthetic process
Cellular component (GO): membrane
Molecular function (GO): sulfotransferase activity
Source: RefSeq, a predicted model, not a curated record
UAUGAGAAAAGUGGGGAGCCAAGUGAGAGCAUAAAAUCCUCGCUCUUGCCUGUUUCCCAUUAACCUAUACCUAUAGGUUCGAUGUGCGCUCCCCCCAGAAACAUGUGGUGCACGAGGCAAGUGAAAAGCACCGAGCAGGAUAGGAAAGAACUUUAUUCCAUUUUCGCGAUUGCAUUCAACAAGGUGUACCCCAUCACUUUUCCCGUCAGGAAAUUUUUCAAGUUUAGUUUCCUUCCAAAUAGGCACAGGUUGGCGGCGGGUAUCUGUGUACAGAAGCGUCGGAAUACGAACCAAGCCCAAACAGACCGCCAUCAAGGACGUUCCUAUAAGUGUGUACAGUGAGUGGAUGUGUUGGGCCCUGUCAGGAAGGCAGGAAUUCGCUCGUUCUUUACUCUAUUGGUGUUGCUGUUAGUGUUAUUUUUUUCGUGGUUUUAUCAUCAUCCUUUUGUGAGUUCUAUUUUUAAACCCGAGGAUUUUCCUUCUUCAGCGUCGUCAUUAAUACGGCCAGGUCUGGAGAACCGAUGGGUUUGUGAGUCAAUGCAGUCAGUCAGAAGUAUAGUUUACGUGCACUCAUUUUCCAUCAUGUGGCCAAGUCGUUUGAGUCAGAAAGUAUAAAUGGUUCCUUGCUGGGUCAUCAUUUUUGCUGCUCGUUUGGGAGUGAAAAUGUAGCUACAUCUAGUGAACGGUGGCAAAGUUGAUGGAACCAAGUUCAAAUGUUAAGCAUUGGUUCGUUUUGAUUCUCGCAACGCUUGUUAACAGUGCCGACGAGUGAAACAAAGAAAAUAUCCUAUUUUCCUGUUCCACGGUGGAAAGGGAAAGUGGGUGGAAAACGCUGAUAGCACUCGGUUAAUUGCUGCUGUCUUGAAGCGUAUUUCGGUAGCGCAGAAAUGGAAAUGAGAGUUCUGAAAUAUUGUUAUUUUUCGUGAGUCCUUGCAGGCGAUCGGUGAAUAGUGUUUAUGCAAAGUGAUAAAUCUUGAAAAGUGCACCGUCAGCGUCGAGAGUUGUUUUAUUUUGUUCCAUUUCCUGGACCGCCGGAAUCAGUUUCAAGCGAAAGAAUGGCUGUAACAAGUGAUAAUCGAUUUUCCCAAUGAAUCAUCAUUAAUCGUCGGUGCUUUAGUGGGAAAUUAAAAAGUCAGCCGUCGGACGCCAUCGCAAUCAUCGAUCUGUAGCGGAAUGGCGCGAUAAGAGAAUGUGAAAAGUGUGUGUAUAGAAACUUGAGACCUCCUCGCCGGAACAGAGCACCAUCCGUCUCCAUACAGAGCAUCCUUCACCAGCCAGAAACCAAGGAGCACAAGCGGUGGUGGAGUGACGCACCGCAAACAGAACAUAAAAUGCGUGAUAUCGGUAUCGGAGUGAUUGGAUGUCAUUUUUCCGACGACUGCAGCAGCUUGCCCGAGUUGACGACGACGACGACGACAGUGACUAGUUGUGUGACGACGUGCCGAGAGGUGAUUCAGUAUGGCCAGUCACGGUCAGCAGCAGAAAAGUUAUCAACAGCAUCAUCAAAACCACCACCACCGUCAACACCAUCCGCAGCAUCAGAAGAAACGUAAAAUGAAUCUGAUGUCCAUCAAGCUGAACCGGAGGCGGUUCUAUCUUUGCCUCAAGGUAAUGCUACUGUUCGUGGUGUUCGGGCUGUACUUUGUGCUGCUGCUGCGAGAAUCGAUGACGGCAUUUUCCUCGAACCGGAUAAAAACUGGCGUCCGGAACGAAGUGCACAAACCCGCCGCUGAGGGUCGACUAGCCCGCCCUGCUAAAAGUGCCCUUCACCACAAGCAUCACAACCACUGGACUGCAAUGGGUCAGCACAAUUCCAUCGCAAAGGACCCGAUAGGUGGUGUUGACGGUGAUCAGAAGCAGUCCGCAGCGGCCUUGGCUGCUGCAAAUCACUCUACCCUGAAUCCGGUGUACGAGUACUCCGAAGAACUGAACGCCGCCGCUGAGGCGGAUUUCAACGAGCGGCGUUCUGUGCUGUGGAAUGUCUGUGCCGAUCAUCGCAUCAUCGGGAAAUACCCACCGAACGCGUGGGAAUUCUUCAUUUCACCCGGCCACGGACUGGCAUGGUGUAAUAUUUUCAAGGCAGCGAGCAGCACGUGGAUGUACUAUUUUAACAUAUUGGGUGGUUACGACCUUCGGUUUCUCCAGCGGACACGGUCUUCGCCAAUCGAUCUGGCGCGGAAGCGAUUUCCCCGACCUUCGACUGCGGAGCUGAACGAUUAUCUGUCGAACACGAUUUCGUUUCUGAUAGUGCGGGAGCCGUUCGAGCGAUUGGUGUCAGCCUACCGGAACAAGCUGGAGGGUUGCCGUAACAAAUACUACAAACUGUUGGGCGAACAGAUUGUCAAGCGAUUCCGCAAGAAGCUCAAGGAAGGCAGCAAAUCGGUUUCGCGUAAAUAUCCCAAGGGGCCAACGUUUCGGGAGUUUUUGGAGUUCUUAGUGUCACAUUAUAAGAGCGGUGGAAGAUUUGAUGAGCACUGGAGUCCGGUGUAUUCGUUCUGCACGCCGUGUAGCAUCAACUUUACUUUGAUAGCCAAGGUGGAAACGUUUCAGCGGGAUAGUGAGUACAUCAUCCGACAGGCAGGCUUGGAGACGUUACUGUUGAAUAAACUUCCGCGAAGUCGCCUACGGUCGAUCACCAACCGUGCGGCGAGCAAUACCCGGAAUUUGACGCCAAGAUACUUCUCCCAGAUUGACGAACGACUACUGACGGAGGUUCUCGAAAUAUAUCAGCUCGAUUUCGAGCUGUUCGGUUACAACAGCACAAAGUAUUACAGCUAUGUGCAGGAUGCUAUAGAAGAAGCACAACAGCGAUAAGCAAGAGCCGUUGUUCGAAAGGCAAAGGUAUGCAAGUUUUUCAGAAUGUACCCAGCCCAAGACCACAAAGUAGAAUGAUAAUGAAAAACUAAACACAAAUGCAUACGAGCAAGCAUGAAUACAAGACUUCAAGGCUAGGAUAGCAAUGUGAACUGUAGUUUUAAGUAAGUUAGAUAAGAGCAAACACAAAUAUUAACAAACUCCAUUCGAUGUUCGUUUAUUGUCAAGUGUUGUUAGAAUAGCCUAUACAUAAAUUCAUAUAUUUUUGAUAAACGGAAAAUCAGAACAAAACGAAAAAGUUAACGAUUAUUUUCGUAGGUUAGUUUCUUGUCAUAUGUUGAUUAGAAGCAAAUACAAAAUGAAGUGAACAUAGCAUAAAUUUGAACCACACCGCAAACAAAAGUAAUAGGACUAAACCCACCUAGAUCCCGAAGAGUGACAAAGUAUUAGCAAAACAACAAAAAAUCCCACGGCAGCAAUAGAAACUAUAAUUAUCACCAUAUGAAUUGCCAAUUCACUAAUUUGAUGUGAUAGAUAUUUUACGUACACAAGACUCACAAAAACAUUAGCAUACCGUCAACCCAAAGCAUAAAGGACUCUCCCAAAGUUUUCAAGUGGGUGCAGCUGAAGCUUGUUUCGUUGACGAUCCCCCGUGGAACAGGAACAUGCAACAUGUGCGCGAAAAACACAUACAUUCACAUGUCACACUUCAACAGGGAGAGCAAUGGAAUCCAAUUAAUUAUGUCGUAAAACAUCUGUGCUUUUGAAAGUGCUAAACCUAGUUUACGUAAGGAUGCAUGCACUCAUCUCAAUUGCCCGGACACAUGUCAGCGCAAGCUUCUUGUGAUAGCUUUCACAUUCUACUCGAUGACUUUCUUGAAAUUGCUGCAGAAAUCGAUCUGAUGUGGAUAAAGUGCCAAAAUGUAAUUAUAUAUUUAUUGUCUUCACCAGCCAUUCCGUUAAGGCUUCUAACAUAAAGUGUGCUAUAGUAUAUUCGGAUUCGAACUGAAUAGAUCCGAUUGUAAACUCCCCAAAAAUCCGGGAUUCCAACGGAUGCUCUAAAUAAACUCUAUUAUGUGUCGUAUUGAUGGCUCUGCACCAGUAAAAAAGCAAACUCGCUAACGAAAAUCACCGAUCAAGUUGUUAUAGGUCAUAACUCAUGUAUUAAAAAGGAAAACGAUCUGCUCGAGUUAGUUAUACACAGAUACGAACGUUAGUCUCACCAUAUUCUUCGUAAAUGUUUAAAUUGAACAAAACAAAAACUGUUUCGGAAAGCAUCUAUUUUUAUAUUGAUAUUUGAAUCUGUGAAACAAAAAAAAAACAAUCUUAGAAAGUUCGAAAACCGAUUCUAAAUUUUCGACCCAACGUACU